Messenger RNA from Rangifer tarandus platyrhynchus (Svalbard reindeer), 423 nucleotides. NCBI's taxonomy places the organism in Eukaryota, Metazoa, Chordata, Mammalia, Artiodactyla, Cervidae. The record is from the annotation of a GenBank genome assembly.
AUGGAGCUGUGUUCUUUCCCUGCUAUUUACCUGGUGGAGGUAAUGAAGAUAAUGGUGACAUCCCUCAAAAGAUCCCAUGCAUGUACUGCUACACUCAGUGCCCCCAACCCUGCAGCAGGCCACCAUCGACCCAGCAUCCGCCGGAGACUCCCAGACACCCACAGGCAAGUCUGGGACAGCCUCUUGUGUGAUUACUGCUCCUUUCUCCUAGGUCCUAGUGCACAAGAUUCUGUUGUGCCCUCCAAGAGUCUGUUUUGCCAGUCCUGUGUAAGUUCUGGUGGCUCUACGGUGGGGUUAAUGGAGACCUCCUCCAAGAGGGCUCAUGCCAUACCCAAGUCUGCUGCACCCAGAGCCCUGUCCCUGUGGCAGACCACCACCAAACCAUACCUCCACAGGAGAUGCUCAAACACAGUUCUGUCUUAA